AUGGGUGAAGGAGAUUUGAAUAAAAAAGCACCAAAAUGUACUCAAGGUACUCUUGUUAUUCUUCAUAUCGAAAAUGUCACUAUUCCUCUUGUUUCUCUACCUCCAUAUAUCAUACCCAAUCUAUGUGUCACUUCAUCACCCACUUUUACUCAAAUCCCUAAUCAACCGUUCAUUAGCUUGUUCUCUUCCCAAUCUACUGAUCCACCACAAUCGGAUAAGCCACCCACACCUAUAGAAGAAUCUGAAAAUAAAGAUACAAGAUUUGGUGGUACUUUCAAAGAUUUAGAAUUUGACGAGGAAGAAGACAACUUUCCUUACCACAUGCUUAUGUCGAUGAAGCAAUUUAAAAUUUUGAAUAAAAAUUUGAAUUCUAUUAUUAAGUCUCAAGAGGAUAUGGGGGGAAGUAGUGUUGUUUCAAGUUUGGAGAUUGAUGGUUUGCUGAAAGUGUUUGAAGCCAGGAUGCAAGUGGACAUAAUUGCUAAUGUUGAGACAAAUUUUGUGAAAUUAAAUGAAGCCAUGAGUCCUCGGCUUUCUAAGUUGUCAACUCAAGAAUCGAAUAAUUUAACUAAGAUUACCUCUCAGUUAAAUGAGUUGAAGGGGUUUCUCAUGAAGUCCAUUUAUUCUUCGUUAAUCACUCCCGAUUUUUUAUCCCAAAAGUUCACUCAAUUCGAAGCAAUCCUUCACAAACAAUUAGCCACUUUAUCUCUUAUUUCAAGUUUGUUACCAACCAAUGCCCCGCCUAAACUCAUCGAGUAG
Lactuca saligna is the source of this 756-nucleotide messenger RNA. The record is from the annotation of a GenBank genome assembly. Lineage: Eukaryota; Viridiplantae; Streptophyta; Magnoliopsida; Asterales; Asteraceae.